This is a messenger RNA of Arachis stenosperma, 533 nucleotides long. Its product is annotated as transcription factor PRE3-like. Bases 131 to 403 code for a protein of 90 amino acids. The transcript has 2 exons. The record is from RefSeq and is a predicted model, not a curated record. NCBI's taxonomy places the organism in Eukaryota, Viridiplantae, Streptophyta, Magnoliopsida, Fabales, Fabaceae. Gene Ontology annotation, biological process: regulation of growth; regulation of DNA-templated transcription. Gene Ontology annotation, molecular function: protein dimerization activity.
UACACCUAUUAAGUAAUAUAUAAUUAUAUAUUGAAGAGGUUAUUUAAUUAACUUAAUUUAUAUAGAUACGUAUUGUAUUGUUUGAAUUUAUUUGGUUGGUUUGAAGUAAUUAGAAAAUAAGAAAAGAAUAAUGUCUAGCAGAAGGUCAAGGCAGCCAAGUGGUUCAAGCAAUAUCAGUGACGAUCAGAUAAAGGAUCUUGUCUCCAAGUUACAGCAGCUUCUUCCCGAGAUUCGCCAUACACGCACUGACAAGGUGUCAUCUGCGAAGGUGUUGCAAGAAACAUGCAACUAUAUAAGAAGCUUACACAGAGAAGUUGAUGAUCUUAGCGAGCGUUUGUCGGAGUUGUUGGCAACAACUGACACCGCCCAAGCGGCAUUGAUUAGAAAUUUACUUCUCCAGUAGUAGAUCCUUAAUUAUUAUUAUAAUUAAUAAUUAUUAUCCAUAGUCUUUUCAUCAAUUUUCUUUUUUAUUUUUGUAAUUCUCUUCUCAGUACUAGAUUUUACUUUUGUUAGUUAUAUAUUUUUCUGGACAU